Rotaria sp. Silwood1 is the source of this 291-nucleotide messenger RNA. The record is from the annotation of a GenBank genome assembly. NCBI's taxonomy places the organism in Eukaryota, Metazoa, Rotifera, Eurotatoria, Philodinida, Philodinidae.
AUGACUUCACCAUUGAGUAUAAUUGGUAUGAAUAGAAAGUUCUAUAAUUAUAUUAAAGUUGUUGUGAUUUGGAUUACUGAUCAGUAUUCUAUCAUUGAUCGAAUAGUUGGCAUUGAAGAUAGAAAUAUUUCAAAAUCAAAUAUGCCCUAUCAUUUAGACAUUACAUAUGCUGGUAACUUAUUAUCGAGUAUGCCUAUUCGAAUUAUAACAAUUUGGAUAUCUCUGAGUCGCUUGAAAGUCAAAGUACAUGUUGAUAAUUCAUAUGAAGCACGAGUUAAUGAAGAAACAUAA